Messenger RNA from Caenorhabditis angaria, 1163 nucleotides. Lineage: Eukaryota; Metazoa; Nematoda; Chromadorea; Rhabditida; Rhabditidae. The record is from the annotation of a GenBank genome assembly.
AUGGCUGCGAUUAUAAAUUCGCGUUCUGCGGAAACCGCCGAAUCGACUGAAACCACAAGUUUCGCCAACUCGAAGCCAAGUAAGAUUAUUUAAAAAACUGUUGUGAAAUAUUUCCAAUUUUUGCAGCGCUUUUACACAAGAUCUCUGGACAUGUUGCACGCAUAAAUGAUAUAGUUUUGUUGUCGAAGGAUGAUGGAAUUUGGACGGCUAGCGACGAUCGAUCAGUUCGUUUGUAUUUGAAACGAGAUAAUGAUCAAUUCUGGCCUUCAAUUCAUCAUUUUAUGCCAGUAGCUCCAACUUGCCUUUUUUACUCCGAAGAAACCUAUAGGUAAAUAAUUUUUUUUUUUUGAAAAAAAAUCAAUGAGAACACGUAAAAAUCCGAUAAAUUGUGUGUGGAAACCACGUCAUUUCCAAAAAAAAAAACAUUUCAGACUGCUCGUUGGUCUAAUCAAUGGCCAAGUUUACGAAUUCUCGGUAGCUGAUGAUUUCAACAGUAUGAGCGAAAAACGAAAAUGGACAAUGCAUGCUGGACCGAUAUCCGGAUUGGGUUAUGCAAUCAGUGCCGAGUUGAUUUUCAGCUGUUCGCGCGAUAAAUCUGUAAUUUGGCAUUGCGCGGACACAUCUGUCAAAUUAGGCGCCUAUCAUUGUGAUAACAGUUGCACAGCUUUGGUCAUCGAUUUGCCAUUUGUUUUUAUUGGAGAUCACGCGGGAAAUGUGAUUGUUUUGAGAAUGUCUGGAAAUAAUGCGAAUUUGGUGAGCAAACUCAGUGCACAUACAGCUCCGAUUUCAAGUUUAUCCUGGGAUAGGGUGAAGGGUGAGUUUUUCUUUUUAAAAAAAUGGGUGGGGAGCUAAAAAAUCGUGAAUUUUUCCAGAAGUCUUGUAUUCUGGCUGCCACGAUAAUUUGGUCAUAAUGUGGGAUAUUGGGGGUGGACGUGGUGAGGCUUAUGAAUUGAAUGGACAUACUUCAAAAGUCACGAGACUCUGUGCGGCUCCGGGAGCUUAUCGAUUAUUUUCGGCGGAUGAUUUGGGAAAAUUGAUGUGUUGGGAUAUGAAGGCAAAGAGGUUGGGGUUUUUGAGGAAAAAUUCGAUUUUCAAAUUUGAUUUCGAACUGAAAAUUCCCUGUCGCAAAAAAUAAUGAUUUUCUGAAAUUUUGCAGAUUUUGA